Messenger RNA from Pyricularia grisea, 180 nucleotides. RefSeq lists its product as uncharacterized. The record is from RefSeq and is a predicted model, not a curated record. Lineage: Eukaryota; Fungi; Ascomycota; Sordariomycetes; Magnaporthales; Pyriculariaceae. Bases 1 to 180 code for a protein of 59 amino acids. The transcript has 2 exons.
AUGAAGUUCUUCGCCGUCGCCCUUCUUUUCGUCGCCUCAGUCUCUGCUGUAGCGCUCGACACCGAUGUCUCCCCUGAGCUGCACAAGCCCGGCCGUCGUGGCGUCGACUGUGGCGCCUGCGCGAGAUUGAACUACUGCACUGGAAAGAAGAACGAGGAGUGUGAUCUUGACGUCCGAUAG